This is a messenger RNA of Lactuca virosa, 435 nucleotides long. The record is from the annotation of a GenBank genome assembly. Lineage: Eukaryota; Viridiplantae; Streptophyta; Magnoliopsida; Asterales; Asteraceae.
AUGGCCAUGCGAGACUUCACGUUAGCUAAAGAAUUCAAGAAGAUUGUUGUCAAGCCAAGCACUAAAAUGUAUGGUGUAGAACAAUUUGAUGAUGGUGAAAUGCUGUUGAGUCCUAAAGGAAUAGUUUUCUUGGGGAAAUUACAGAACAAUGUUCAGAAGAAGAACAUGUUCUGCACAAAUUUGAAAGAAACACUCAUGGCGUGGUCCUUGCCGUGUGAUAGCACCAAUCUAGCACCAAUCUUAACUGAGCUUACUAAGAAGAUGCCCCAUCUUACCUUCGUUAAGAUAAAUGUUGAUGAACUUGAGAAAAGAGGGGGAGAUAGCAACGAAAUCGUUGAUGCUACUAUCGACCUUAUGGAGGAGAUGCAGGCAGUACCGCGGCCUGCUGUGGUGAUGAUGGCUGUAAUGGAGGACGGUUGUGGCUAUGGUGGCUGA